CAGAAAGCAAAACGCAGGCUGAUGUGGCUCGAGAUCACAAGGCUGGGAUCUCGAACUCUUUAGCGAGGAUUUUAUAUCACAUCUGGAUAAUUUAAAUACCCUCACGGACAAACAGGGUAUGCCGAGCUCUAGGUGCACCGGUGUGGAGGGCUGGAGCAGUAAGCAGGUUGCAGUGUGGCUCAGAGAGCAGGGUUUUCGUGAAUAUGUGGAUCUGUUAUGCUCUAAACACCGUCUGGAUGGCCCCAGCCUGCUGUGUCUUACCGAGAAGGACCUGCGCUCUCCUCCCCUGGAGCUGAAGGUGCUGGGUGACAUAAAGAGACUAUCACUGGCCAUACGAAGACUACAAAAACACUACACUACCCUCACACACUCAGACUCCAGUGCACUGUCUAAAAUAGACACUGGAGGAACAGAGCAGACCCUGUCCAAUGGGUAUUUAGAGCGAGCAUCAAUAGACCAUCAACACUGUAACGGGACGGUUGCUACAGUCGACGGAGAUCAUAGUUACUCCAAUGGGAAGCGGAAGUCACAUUGUGGCCGUUUGGAUCCAGAGUAUUGGAAAACUGCACUCGGUGCUCUUUACGCCAUGAUGGUGUGCGGAGUGACAUCAUUCGUCAUGGUGUUGGUGCACGAGCGGGUUCCUGAUAUGAGGACAUACCCACCGCUUCCUGAUAUAUUUCUGGAUAGUGUUCCCAGGAUUCCCUGGGCCUUUGCUAUGGCUGAAGCGUGUGCAGUGGUAUUGGGCUCCAUGUUAAUGCUGGUGUUGCUGAUGCACAGACACAGGUCUAUUCUGUUUCGGAGGCUGUGUAAUUUGACAGGCACCGUGUUUUUGCUGCGCUGCGUCACAAUGUUUGUCACUUCCCUGUCUGUUCCUGGUCACCAUCUGCAGUGCUCAGGCAAGAUAUAUGGUGAUGCUUGGACUAAAGUGCAGCGUGCACUGGAAAUCUGGAGUGGACUCGGCAUGUCUUUAACUGGAGUUCAUACAUGUGGAGAUUACAUGUUCAGUGGACACACUGUGGUGCUCACCAUGCUUAAUUUUUUUGUCACUGAAUACACGCCACGUAACUGGAACUUCAUCCACACCAUGUCAUGGGUGCUGAACCUGUUUGGUAUCUUCUUCAUCCUGGCAGCUCAUGAACAUUACUCCAUCGACGUCUUCAUCGCCUUCUACAUCACCACCCGACUCUUCCUGUAUUACCACACGCUGGCCAACACACAGGCCUAUCAGCACAGCCGAAGAGCACGUGUCUGGUUCCCGCUCUUCUCCUUCUUCGAGUGCAACGUGUUGGGACCCGUUCCAAAUGAAUACUGCUGGCCUUUCCCCACACCUUCCUUCAUCAACAUAUUGCUAGGAUAGAGACGCAGUCUUGGGGGAAAUUAUUUAUUUUUUAUAUUUAUUGCUGUUGUUUACUUUCUUCCAAAAUCUUUAACUGUAAAUCAGAGCAGUUGGUUUUGUCGACUUGCACUUUUUAUAAUUACACCUCUAAAUGCCAAACAACAAAGAACAUCUUUAAUUUUUCUUUGAUACCUCAUUAUUCAGAAAAAUAAUUAGUGUUUAAUGUUUUGAGUAUGUCUAUAAUUGCAGAUUUGUUACACUAACGGUAUUUCAACUCCUGAUCAUUUUACAGUAUGUUUAACAGAGAGAAGUGCUAAUUUACUUUGAGUCUUUAUUAAUUAAUGCUGCCUAUUCUAUUCUUGACAUGUCUAAUGGUGCAUAUUUAAAGUCUUACAGCCACAGAGAUAUAAAACAUAUCUUUUGCUAACACAUUCUUUGACACUUUGUAUUGAGGUACAUUAAUAUUAUUUUUUGUAAGUGAUUCUGGGAGUAUUUUGUAAUGUUUUGCCAAUAUUUGUAUUGAAGACUUUUUAAAUCGAUUGAAUUGUUUAAAGGGAGCUAUUAUACAGCUAUUUCAUUCAUGUGUACGAUUCAUGUUUGUGCAAUUGACAUCUGUGAAUGUAGCAUUCUGUAACACUGUUGUUGUUUUUUUUAAUGUAACUGAAGGCUAUGUGAGGUCUAAGAAAUUGGGGUAUACCUGGAGAAUUCUUGAACUAGAAUAAUAAAAGUUUAUUAAAUAUUUAUUAAAAUGUGUGCUUUUAUGUGGCAAGAGUUAUGAAAAUUACACAGUGCCCUGUAUAUUAGCUUAAGACCAUUUCUGUUUAUAUAGUUAGGUGUGAUGUAAAAAGUGUCGCUUUGAAAAUACAGAACAGUUUGAUUAGAGAUUAACUGAUUUAACUGUUCAACCUGUCUGCAUAUGUUUGUCAGACAAACCCACUCUAACUAAAAAGCACUCGAUCCCCGUUACAGAUACAGUCUUGCAUUUUUUCAGCACCGAGAUAAUUACGAUGGUUUAUUUAUGUUUACUAAAGUACAAAUAUGUUUAUUUGAAAUGGCCUAUUUAUCUUUAUUAACUUCACAUGUAUGUUUAUUAUCAAAGUGUAUGAGUUUAUGUGUUCCCCAGUUUGUACAUGGGCUAUCAGCAGCUGUGGGAUUUCAGUGUUAAUUUGUUUUUUACACAUUACACUAGGAACUAGUGUACUUUUGCAAUAAAUCGUUUUUAUUUUUUUCUCAUUAACCUCUUACUGUUCAUAUUGCCUAUAGAAUAAAAUAUGGUCUGAUAAAAAA
This is a messenger RNA of Danio rerio (zebrafish), 2623 nucleotides long. It is a transcript of the gene samd8a, whose product is annotated as sterile alpha motif domain containing 8a. Gene Ontology annotation, cellular component: membrane. NCBI's taxonomy places the organism in Eukaryota, Metazoa, Chordata, Actinopteri, Cypriniformes, Danionidae. Gene Ontology annotation, biological process: ceramide biosynthetic process. Gene Ontology annotation, molecular function: phosphotransferase activity, for other substituted phosphate groups. The record is from RefSeq and is marked validated.